GGGCUGGUAGUGUCUCUCCACGGAUGAACACUAUCGCGUCACGUGAUCAAUUUAAACCAAUAGGAACCGGAGACAAUUUAGUGGUUAACUAUAAGAGCCAAUAGUUUCGCUGAUUCAAACACUCUCAAACACCCCCUUGUAUAUAAAAGGUUUUUCAUGCGUCGGUUUCACGUUUCUUUAACAUUGUAGCUGUACUCUGUCUUUCCAAGAGGUUUUAAACAUAUUAACCAAACUCAAAAAUGGAAGCAAUCAUCAAUAAAGUCCGGGUUGCUUGUGAGAAAAGAGGCACAACUGGGCCAAGAAAAUUGGCGAACACUUUCAAGUUGUUUGAUGACAAUGGAGACAAGAAGUUGAGUUUUGAGGAUUUCAUGAAAGGCAUGCGCGAUUACCAGACUGGAGUGACUCCUGAGGAAGGCAGGACGUUUUUUGAUGAACUUGAUAAAGACAAGUCUGGAUACCUCAGUCUCGCCGAGUUUCUUAAUAUGCUGAGGGAGCCUUUGUCUGCUAAAUGCUUGGAGGUUGUGGAGAAGGCUUUUGCCAAGUUAGACAAAACAGGAGAUGGACUUAUUACAUCUGAAGAUUUGAGAAAGUAUUAUCAAGCCAGUGACGAACAAAGUUUUGAUGAGUAUCUGGCUCAAUAUGACGGUAGUGACGCAAAAGCUGGGGUAAGUAGGACAAUUGUGCUUCUUAGUUAAGGUUUGACAGGCUGGGUCGAGGUCGAAAGCAAACAUUUGCUCAGAAUACAAUUUUCAGUUGUUAUCGUGUAAUCACCCGAAUCAAUUGAAACAAAUUAAAAUAGCACAGACUUAUAGUUUUAUUUUGAAAUGGUUUCUAGGCAGCAUAGGUUACCAUAACAAUUAUAGCAGUAAUCUUUUGCUGAUUUUCACAAAAUCUUGUCAGAAGUUUUUAAUGUCUUAAGACAUCGCGG
Messenger RNA from Orbicella faveolata, 928 nucleotides. Its product is annotated as calcyphosin-like protein. NCBI's taxonomy places the organism in Eukaryota, Metazoa, Cnidaria, Anthozoa, Scleractinia, Merulinidae. The record is from RefSeq and is a predicted model, not a curated record. Gene Ontology annotation, molecular function: calcium ion binding.